AUGACUUCACGACGGUUGCAAAAAGCGAUAGAGAACCAAACUCUUGAGCUCAAAAUCAUAUCAGCCAAUGAUGUCAGAUAUAUCGAUGGUAAGGACAAGAUGGACGUGUACGCCGUCGUUUCAAUGAAAGACGACUAUACUCAAACGAAACAAGCGGCCAAAACACCCAUUGACUACGAUGGUGGUUGCAACCCGACUUGGAGUCACACCGUUAAGUUCUCCGUCAACGAGAAAGCAGCUGGUGAAGGCCUAUUGACCGUUAACGUCAAGUUAUAUAGCUAUUGGCUCGAAGGAGAGGACGAUCUUUACUUGGGAGAAGUCAGCGUGUCUCUCCAAGAGCUUCUUGCCUACAAUCCGCUUCCACCAUUUGCUAACGGUGACGUCAAUAAAAUGAAGUUGGUGACUUAUCCUAUCAAAACCAUAGAGGAAGCAAAACGAAAUGCAAAGCUGAGCUUCUCAUGCCGGUUCAACUCGGUUAAAGAUAUUUAUCCAAAUCCGGGUCCAACGGGAUCAUGUCAGCCAGUCAUAUAUUCACCUCAGUUACAUACCACCACGGUGACAAAACUAACCUUAGAGCUCGUGAUCAAAUGUGCUAAGGAUAUAGAGAAAGUCACCAAUAUCCUCGACGAGAUGGACGUAUAUGCUUUGGUUACAAUCCGUGACGGUAAGAAAAGUGUUAAGCAUAAGAGCAGUACGCCUGCUGUUUUCUGCGCCUAUCAAAACCCAAAGUGGGACCACGCCGUUGAGUUCUCCCUCGACGAGCCGUUAGCUAGAGACGGGAGUUUGACGCUAUUCGUUGAACUGAUGAGUCUCCGACCUUUCUUGGGAGACAAGCAAAUAGGACAUGUCAACGUCUCGAUCCAGGAGCUUUUACGUUUGAAACCGCCGUUAACAAACGGUGAUAGUGAUAGUAACGAUAUGAUGUUAGUGACCGAGAGUGUUUCAGGUUCGUAUGGCAAAAAAGGAACGUUGAGCUUUGCUUAUAGGUUUCUUGCGGAGCAGGUUACACUUCUCAAGCCAUCACCAUCCACAAACCGUCUACCCGUCUCAUAUCAGACACAACAACAACAAUCCCAACCACCACCAUAG
Molecule: messenger RNA, 1089 nt
Organism: Brassica oleracea var. oleracea
Lineage: Eukaryota; Viridiplantae; Streptophyta; Magnoliopsida; Brassicales; Brassicaceae
Exons: 1
Coding region: 1-1089 (362 amino acids)
Biological process (GO): defense response
Source: RefSeq, a predicted model, not a curated record